GAUCCACGACGUCGCGAUCGCCCAUCGUCCCUUUCAGGUUUUGCCUCUUCUUCGAUGAAAAUCUCACUGGACGAAUCGCAGAUGAUCCUCUCGACUGCUCCGACGUUCAUACAUUAUAAUACGGCGUCGUGACUUGCAGAUGUACGAAAGAUUUCUGCCUUGCAUCCAGCAUUAUCCGAGUGCGACGGCGAUACCGGUGUACCAACGGCCGAGCGAGCUUUACCAAGAGUCGACGUCGAAGCGGAAGAGCCACGGGGUCGAUUUCAACAAUCUCAUCCUGCUGACGAAGAGUAGUUCAAAGUCGCGACGUGGUCACGCGAAGCAACAACUUCCCCCAUUGGAAACCACGCAGAAAGACCUGAGAUUCGGCCAGAACACGGUGCAAUGGUUGAACAAGGAUUGCGCGAGGAGGACGAAGGGCGUCGUGACUGUGAACGCGUUAGUGUCUGAAUUGCGCAGCUUCGAGGAGAAGUACGAGCAAGGUAGAGGCAGCAGCAGCAGCUGGGCGAUCACCACCGAAUCACCGCCUCGGCACAGAACAGGUUCCGAGGGCACGAAGUCGAAGGACGGGAAGGAAGCGUCACGAUGCAAACUCGUGGACGCCGAAGAGCGAGAUAGGAGGAAGGAACGACCGCUCUACAGAGACGUCCUGGCAAACGCCACCAGCGGCCAGCACGGAAUGAUCCUGGACAAUGUCUUCGAGAGGAGGUACGACGAGCUCGAGCAGCAGGCGAUGGAACAGUAUAGGAACUCGGAGGAAUCGUUGGCGCUGAAAUAUCAGGAACUGGAGCGUCAAGCCAUGGAGCAGUACAGAAACAGCAACGACAAGCAGGGCGAUUCGCGUUCUCAUGAGGAUAAGGAUUGCCUCGACGGACGAAGGUGUUCAGGAUAUGGACAGUGCAGUCCUUCUGGGGGAAGUCGAGAGAAGAAAGGUUCUUGUCUUCCGCAACCGCAAAUCACUCUGCUGAGGCCAAAGGGGAAAUCCCUGCCGAAUGUCUUCCAGGGCUCAUCGUGCAACAACAGCAACCAGCAGGCCGCCAUCGCCUCGAGGAGUUUAUCCACGUUGACCGAAGGAUCGUCCAAGGAAUCGAAAAACAUAUCUAAGGGUGCAUCAGGAGAUAAGAUCGACACGAUUGCAGUACGGACAUCAUCGAAGCGGCGUCUGAUACUGGUGUCACCCUUCAAGCACAAAUCAGAAGCCCAGCUGUUGAAGACGAGAGAGCUACGAGAGAUCUGCUCGCUCUCACAAGCGAGGGAAAACGUCCUCGACUAUUGCCGGUCUCCCGAAGUCGCUCGGAACGGCAACGGCGACGAGAAUAUAACAAUCAUAGAGUCGCCCAGCACGGAAGUUUGGCUGUCCGGAUUCUGGACCACUUGAAAAAAAGGUGCGAUCCGGCGUGUGUAUCCUCGCAAGAAAACGUGGAAAACGUUUCACGCCACAGGCGCGUUACUCAUGGAAGUACGCGGAAAAUAAGACGGCUAAUUUAAGACUUGU
This is a messenger RNA of Odontomachus brunneus, 1495 nucleotides long. RefSeq lists its product as uncharacterized. Lineage: Eukaryota; Metazoa; Arthropoda; Insecta; Hymenoptera; Formicidae. The transcript has 6 exons. Bases 140 to 1378 code for a protein of 412 amino acids. The record is from RefSeq and is a predicted model, not a curated record.